This is a messenger RNA of Fragaria vesca subsp. vesca, 2314 nucleotides long. RefSeq names its product tip elongation aberrant protein 1-like. The record is from RefSeq and is a predicted model, not a curated record. NCBI's taxonomy places the organism in Eukaryota, Viridiplantae, Streptophyta, Magnoliopsida, Rosales, Rosaceae. The transcript has 16 exons. Gene Ontology annotation, molecular function: protein binding. Bases 152 to 1663 code for a protein of 503 amino acids.
AAACAUGACCGAUUUUGUACUGAAUUGCUAAGAUUCUACCGUGAACUGUUACACCUUGGUUUAAAAACGAAAAAACAUACAACUCUCCUCAAAGAAGUGAAAGAACCGAUUUCUUUGUUUGGAUCGGUAAAAUAGCACAGAAGAGACAAAGAUGCAUUACUGGGUUCGAGCUUCUUCCUCUGAUUUCGCCGGAACUCUUCCUCAACCUCGCAGUGGUCACACUGCCGUCAACAUUGGGAAAUCAAAAGUGAUCGUCUUCGGAGGCCUCUUGGACAAGAAGUUCCUCGCCGAUAUCGUCGUCUAUGAUAUUGAUAAUAAACUAUGGUAUAAGCCAGAGUGCACUGGCGGCACUGAUGGACAAGUUGGUCCGAGUCCUCGGGCAUUUCAUGUUGCUGUUGUGAUUGAUUGUCAUAUGUUCAUCUUUGGUGGGCGUUAUGGUAGCAAGAGGUUAGGUGACUUUUGGGUCCUAGAUACUGAUAUAUGGCAAUGGUCAGAGUUGACAAGCUUUGGUGAUUUACCCUCAGCACGAGACUUUGCUGCAGCUUCAGCUAUUGGAAAUCAGAAAAUUAUUAUGUAUGGUGGCUGGGAUGGUAAAAAGUGGUUGUCAGAUGUGUACGUCUUGGACACAAUAUCACUAGAGUGGAUGGAACUGUCAGUGACUGGAUCAUUGCCACCACCUAGAUGUGGCCACACAGCUACUAUGGUUGAAAAACGGUUGCUUGUGUAUGGUGGCAGAGGAGGUGGAGGUCCCAUCAUGGGUGAUUUAUGGGCUUUGAAGGGUUUAAUCGAAGAAGAGAAUGAAACACCCGGAUGGACCCAACUGAAGCUUCCAGGUCAAGCUCCUUCCGCACGUUGUGGCCAUACCAUCACAUCUGGAGGACACUAUCUGUUGCUAUUUGGAGGCCAUGGAACUGGUGGCUGGUUGAGUCGUUAUGACAUCUAUUACAAUGACUGCAUCAUCUUAGACAGGGUUUCUGCACAGUGGAAGCGAUUACCUACAGGCAAUGAACCCCCUCCUGCUCGAGCAUACCAUUCUCUGACUUGUAUUGGCUCACGUCAUCUAUUAUUUGGUGGCUUUGAUGGCAAAUCCACAUUUGGUGAUCUGUGGUGGUUGGUCCCUGAAGAGGACCCUAUUGCAAAUAGGCUACGUGCAACUUCACCAACGAAUCUUACUGAAAAUAAGGAUGUGAUGAUGGAAAGUAGUAGUGUCCAAUCUGAACUCAAGGAGGAAAGCCAAACAGAAGAAUCUGGUGUCUCAGAGUUGCGAAAAAGAUUAGGAAUAUCAGUUUUUCUCCCUAGUAAUGGGGUUCCUGUUGUGGAUGAGUUAGAAGACAGAGAACUUAAUGAACUAGCUUCAAGUUUGGUUGGAGAAAGAGUGUCCACUGGUGAACAUAUGGUACAUAUUCAGGCGCUUCGUGACCACUGGAGGAAUUCUACUGCAAGGUUCAUACCACUUAAAGAACUUGGGCCUUUGCUGCGGGACUACCAACGCCAAAUUACUCGUCGUCACCUGGAGAAUGGUGGUUCUGAUCCAAAGUUGAUUGAGUCUGCUUCUUCUAGAAAAGUGGCUUAUAGUUUCUAUCAUGUUAGAAAUGUCAACCAGUUGCGUAUGGAUGACAUCCCAAAGCUGCUGGCAGAGUACAAACAACUACUAUCAAAUUAAUGGAGUGUCGUCCCCUUCGGUUACAAUUGAAGAGGUGUAAAAACAAAGCGAACAAAGCCUUUCUUCUGCAACUAUUCUUACACAUUUUGUGCUCUCAUGUUUACUGGUACAAACCUCCCGUCGUGAAAUAUGAACUCAUAACUAUAGUGCGAAGAUCUACCACAGAAUUGCUGUGAUGUUGACAAUAUCAGUACCAUGUACAACCUCUGAAAUCCACUACUGCUCUUUUAGAUGAUUUUGUCUGAGUUGCUGUACUAUGGCUUCUGCUUGUUACGGAUACAGAUGUUUGUAUAGGCUCAUUUCAAUUUACAUGUAACUUUUCAUUUGGGCGUUGGUCUAAAGAUCGACGGUAAAGGUUGCAUCGUGAUACUAGGGUUUAAGGUUUUCUAACUAUCAUGUUAUGAAGUUUGCAAGCAGUACAUGCAAAGUACGUAGUUCACCAUGUCCUUGUGGAUAUUAAAACUAAGCUAGCUAGCUCAACUUCUCCCAUACUUUGCUAUGAACAUAGGCAAUCUAACAAGGUUGCUCAUCAUUUAGCUAGUAUGACCUUAUUUUGAAGCCCAGGUAAAGCCAAGUUUGGUGGUGUAUAUUAUAAAUCCAAAGAAAGCUAUAGCUCUCGAUUGUAAUCGCAUCUGAAUGAAAUAAAUUCAU